Messenger RNA from Spodoptera littoralis (African cotton leafworm), 525 nucleotides. NCBI's taxonomy places the organism in Eukaryota, Metazoa, Arthropoda, Insecta, Lepidoptera, Noctuidae. The record is from the annotation of a GenBank genome assembly.
AUGCGUAACGUUGAAAUUAAAGCAAAGAUAACCGACUAUGAAAACAUCUGCAAAGUAGCAAACGAGUUGAGCGGCGGGCCGCCUACAAUCAUAAAGCAGGAUGAUACGUUUUACAAUGUCCAAGAAGGUCGGUUAAAGAUGAGAAUUUACGCCGAUUCUGCUGCCACUCUAGUGAGAUAUGAUCGUGACGAUGUGGAAGGCCCAAAACUGAGUAAUUACGAGUUAUUAGAUUUUACCGUCAAUGAGAGCGAAAAAGCUAAACUUUUGGAUGAAAUGCUCAAGAAGUGCUUGGGUGUUCGUGGAAGAGUUGUUAAAGAACGCAAACUCUACAUGGUUGGCCAAACCCGAGUGCAUAUAGACACAGUACAAGACUUAGGCGACUUUAUGGAGCUGGAAGUGGUACUCCGACCAGAACAGACCUUGGAAGAAGGUCAGGGUAUAGCCCAGGAACUUAGAACUAAAUUAGGAGUAAAGGAAGAAGAUCUCAUUGACUGUGCCUAUGUUGAUAUGUUGCUUAAAAAGUAA